Molecule: messenger RNA, 1734 nt
Organism: Cyphellophora attinorum
Lineage: Eukaryota; Fungi; Ascomycota; Eurotiomycetes; Chaetothyriales; Cyphellophoraceae
Exons: 1
Coding region: 1-1734 (577 amino acids)
Source: RefSeq, a predicted model, not a curated record
AUGUCGUUCAAAACACUCGCUACUUUGCUUGUCCUUCGAGGUCUCUCUUUCACGUUAGCUCAAGAUUCUGCUUGCGCAGAGUCGUGCAACGACACCUUGACAAGCUGCCAGGCUACCACCGACGCAGACCUGACCCAGUGCCAGUCGGACUACACCACAUGUCUUGACGCGUGUCCUGUAACCACGACCACCAUAUCUACGACAAGCUCUGAGGAGCCAACUACUACGAGGUCUACAGAGACUACUACAAGUUCUACGGACACAACUACUACGAGUUCUACAGAGACUACCACAAGUUCUACAGAGACUACUACAAGUUCUUUGUACACUACUACAAGCUCUACAGACACGACUACCACAAGCUCUUCGUACACAACUACCACGACUCCUGCAAUCACGACAACAACCACCACUAGCUGGACCACCACUUCGACUCCAUCUCCAACCACCACCAUCUCGGUCUCUCCCUGCGCUCAGGCCUGUAACGAUGCACUUGAUGACUGCCAAGCCGCGCCGAACGCAAAUCAAGCAUCCUGCGCCGCCAACUAUGCAAGCUGCCUCAACUACGACCCAUUUACCAAUACCCCUUUCGUCACGGCCACUGCUUGCUCUGCUAGCUCGACAACGACGACGACUCCACCUGCAACCACCACCUCAGUCUCUCCUUGCGCUCAGGCCUGUAACGCUGCACUGGUCAGCUGCCAAAACGCGCCAAACGCAAAUCAAGCAUCCUGCGCCGCCAACUAUGCAAGCUGCCUCAACUACAACCCAUACACCAAUACCCCUUUUGUCACAGCUACCGCUUGUUCUGCUAGAUCGACGACGACAACUCCACCUGCAACCACCACCUCAGUCUCUCCUUGCGCUCAGAAGUGUAAUGCUGCACUUGUCAGUUGCCAAAACGCGCCGAACGCAAACCAAGCAUCCUGUGCCGCCCAGUACGCAAGCUGCCUCAGCUACAACCCAUACACCAAUACCCCUUUCGUCACAGCCACCGCUUGCUCGCCGCGCUCGACAACCACAACGCCGCCUUGGACGACCACGACGGCGCCUCCCGCCCCAGGCUGCGCACAGAAAUGCGUCUCCUCUUACACCUCCUGCAACACUGCAUCGGUCAGCGGCUUACCACCUAACCACGCCUACUGCGCAGCUCAACUGGCCGGAUGCGUAAACUACAACCCCUUCACCGGCAGCCCAUUCGUGACACCAACAGCAUGCUCACCCACUCUACCACCUCCAGCUCACACCACCACUCCCGCGGCGGGUUGCGCACAGAAAUGCGUCUCCUCUUACAACUCCUGCAACACCGCAUCGGUCAGCGGCAUGCCAGCUAAUCACGCCUACUGCGCAGCCCAACUCGCCGGAUGCGUAAACUACAACCCCUUCACCGGCGGCUCUACAUUCGUCACACCCACAGCAUGCUCACCCACUUCGCCACCUCCAUCUCCGCCACCACCGACGUCAAGGUCAACUGGUCCGCCCAUCGUCGUCGUCACUACCGCACCACCACCACCACCACCCGUCGUUGUCAUUACUGUGACUCCACCACCCGUCAUCGUGACGACCUCCCCCAACGGUGGUGCUCCCGUGACUAUCACUUCCACACCGACGCCUGUGGUCUCGACUAUCACUCCUACUACGUCAGCGACUCCCGUCUCGACUUUCAAGGGCGAUGCUGCUGCCGCUCCGGCGGCUCUUGGAUGGGCCGCGCUAGGUUUGCUGGCGUUCCUCUAA